This is a messenger RNA of Penicillium subrubescens, 2547 nucleotides long. Its product is annotated as transcription factor domain-containing protein. The record is from RefSeq and is a predicted model, not a curated record. NCBI's taxonomy places the organism in Eukaryota, Fungi, Ascomycota, Eurotiomycetes, Eurotiales, Aspergillaceae. Gene Ontology annotation, molecular function: DNA-binding transcription factor activity, RNA polymerase II-specific; zinc ion binding; DNA binding. Bases 1 to 2547 code for a protein of 848 amino acids. Gene Ontology annotation, cellular component: nucleus. The transcript has 6 exons. Gene Ontology annotation, biological process: regulation of DNA-templated transcription; DNA-templated transcription.
AUGUCGCGCCCGCAGGUCAGUAUCGACCGCCUGACGCCGCGCCGCGCGACGGUUGAACCGCGCGAGGCCAUGAACUGCAAGUCUUGUCGCAAACGAAAGAUCAAAUGCAAUCGUCUCCGUCCCAGUUGCGAAGCCUGUAAGGUCUUCCAAUGUCCCUGCGUUUAUGAUGCGAUUCCCAAAAAGCGCGGCCCGAAAACAGACGUCCUCGAGGCCCUUCUCAAACGUGUCGAUGGUCUGGAAAAAAGACUCCAGGAUGAGAAAAAUCCCAUCUCUCCGACCUCCCCGGAUAAGCAACAACCCGACGAUCUCCCGCUCGGACAGGCGCAGGGCGCCCGUCGCAACACCGUCGAUGCAUCCGCGUUUAACCCGUAUUCUGCGACCGACUCGCGACCGGCGCUGUCUUCUACCUUGUCGCAAAAUUCAGACUCGUUUCCCAGGUUGACGGCACAUGAUCCCUCGCCGGCCUUGCCCCCGCAAUCGGCACCCCAGAAUGGCGCGCUCUCCGAGGUUUUGCUCGAUGCGUAUUUCGCGCGACUACAUGGGAAACCGUUCUUUGUUUUGGAUGAAGCGGGGACUCGACAGCGACAUCAGUUGAAUCAAUUACCGGUACAUUUGGCGAUGGCGAUAUCGGCCAUGACACUAAGGUACACUCAUGUUGGACAACCGGAGCAGUCCUUGCGUAUCGGUCUGGAUGCGGCGUUGCAAGCGCGCCGGAUGAUCGAUGUGGAUAAUCCCACGAUAGACGGGCUACAGUCCUUGCUGUUACUCUCCCAAGCCUUUUUUGCCUACGGAUUGGGCAAGAAGGCUUAUAUGACUUUCUCAAACUGCGCAGCCAUGGCGGUGGCUCUGGACUUGCUGCGUGAAAUGCCAUCUAAAGCCAAUCUCUCCGCGGCUGAGCGUGAGACGCGACGCCGAUUAUUCUGGUCCGUCUACCUGAUGGACCGAUUCAUUACAUGCGGAUCCCGACGGCCAUGUCUCAUCGCCGACCACUCUAUCGUCCUGCGGCUCCCCUCGUGGUCCCCCCAUGCAGCCGGUCUCAACAUGGAAGGCGAGCUGUUCCAUGUUGGUCCCAAUAUCCAAUAUUCGGCUGAUUCCCGCCGAAAAGCACCUAGUGCAGCAUCAUUAUUGAUCGAUAUCACCCGUAUCCUGGGAGUCACCAACCGAUAUCUAGCGGCCGGUGGUGUCAAGGGAGACUCGCACUUCCCAUGGCAUGCACUCUCGAAUCUGUCCAAAAUCCGACAAGAACUGGAUAUUUGGGCGGCAGGGACACAGGAUGUUUUUGCUUCGAUAGAGGCACUAUUUGGGCAUCCGGAGAGCACAACGCUACUUUUGAGUAAACUGAUCUAUCAUCUGGUGCAUUGUCUGAUAUACCGCCCCUUCCUGCCUAUCGAUCUGGUGGAGCUGCGAGGCACAGGCCAGCAUCAAUCCUGGCAGAUCGAGGCAACUAAUCUCUGCUUCUCCCAUUCCAAUGCGAUUGCAGAACUCGUCGAGCUGGGCCGGAAUUCCCCGCUGGUGGAGUGGCCUGCUUUUGUGGGGUAUUGUGUAUGCACGGCGGGUACUGUGCAUGUCCACGGUGUGCACUACAAGGGCCGUGAAGGCGAGGUCUUCUCGUCGAGUGCUGAAUUCCUCACCCGCGAGAUGCACCAGCUGGCCUGGUUGCGGAAUUCCUGGGCUGGUGUCCAGCAUCAGCGGGAAUUGCUUCAAACGAUAUAUACCUGUCAUGCGGAGCUGGUGCGGAAUCUGGCGAGUAGCUCGAUGCGCUUUUCGCCUGUUUUCCAUUUGGAGGAUUUCUUGGACCGAUAUCCCGGUCUGACGGUGGAUGGUGCCCAUGUGCGGUUGGUUGAUACUGGGGAUGAACUGGUCGCAAGUCCUCCCGGCUACGUCGAUCAACAAACCCAAUUCUACCGUCCAAUGGCACCACCCUCCUACCAACAAUCCCACUUCUAUACCAACCUCCGUCCCACACCAUCCCCCCUUCCAUCCUCCCAUACCCCCGACUCCGACCGUCGCAACUCCCACUCCCACUCUCAACACCCAAAACAACAUCAACACCAAUCAACCAACCCCCUCUCCCCAUCCCUCCACUUCCAUCAACACCCUCAACCCUCCCCUUCCCUCUCCUCCAUCUUCCCCAUCCAAUCCGCCUCCGACCACCUCUCCCACUCAACAUCCUUCUCCCCCAGCGCCUUCGGCCUCUCCCCACCCGCUUUCCUAACAGACCCCUCCCUUGCCAUCGGCCCCACACCCCCGUCAAACCCGCAAUACGCCACCUUCCCCUUCGACACAGCGACUACCCAGUCUGCUGCGGCGCUCACUCCUGGCGCGCAGUCGCAGACGAGCGGCUCGCAUACGGCGAGUAGUGAGACGGGGAAUCUAGAGAAAGAUCCGUUUUUGAGUCUGUUGGAGCAGUUGGCGGAGAAUGAGCAUUCGCAGGGGGGUCCGAGUGAAUUGGAUUUCUUUUUGACCGGGGCCGUGGAUGGAGAGGGGGAUGUUGGUGUUAAGGUUGGUGGUGUUGGGGAGGAUGGGAGGAGCGGGACGGAGAUGUAA